AUGACAUCAAAGUCUUAUUGUGGGAUCAAUAAUGGGCUUCAAAUGGGUAAUAAUUACGGGGCAAUCACGGCAGAAUUCCACCUUUCUAAGCGACCAAAGACCUCUCACCAUGAUAGUUUGCCUGCCGCACGACACUAUCAGUACACCAUCGCUUGGAUAUGUGCGCUGUAUAUAGAGAUGGCAGCCGCCCGCGCCAUGCUGGACGAAUGUCACGAAACCCUGCCUACCCAUACGGACGAUAGGAAUACCUACGUGUUAGGAAAGAUCGAUCAACAUAAUGUUGUUAUUGCGUGUUUACCUGAUGGCCAGUAUGGAACAAAUAAUGCAGCGAUAGUUAUGACGAACAUGAAGCGGACCUUUCCAUCAAUUCGUGCAUGUUUGAUGGUGGGCAUCGGCGGUGGGGUGCCAAGCAAGGCUGAUGUGCGUUUAGGUGAUAUUGUCGUCGGAACAAGGGUGAUGCAGUAUGAUCUUGGGAAAGUCCUUGGAGCCGGAAAUAUCCAGCGAACGGCAAUUCCUCGAAUUCCUCAUCAGUUGCUUAGUACGGCUGUGUCUGCCGUCCGUUCAAAGCACGAAUUUGGCCCUAGCCGAGUCCAAUCUAUCUUGCAGCAGAAGCUCGAAGGUCAAUCCGCCUAUGGUCGCCCAACUUCACCGGAUCGUCUAUUCAAUGCGACCUAUAAUCAUGAGUCUCAUACAGGUAACUGUGACGGAUGUGACAUUUCAAAGCUAGUAUCACGAAGCAGACGAAUGUCAAACGAAGUGAAUAUCCAUUAUGGCGCGAUUGCCUCAGGAAACCAAGUCAUGAGGGACGGUGUUACCCGGGACAACAUUGCUCGAGAGCUAGACGUCAUAUGUUUUGAGAUGGAAAGUGCUGGUCUGAUAGACAUCCUCCCAUGUCUUUCAAUUCGGGGAAUCUGCGACUACGCGGACUCUCACAAGAGCAAAGAGUGGCAGAGAUAUGCUGCAGCAACCGCAGCCGCAUACGGAAGGGAGUUGCUCGAGGAAUUACCUGUGACCGAAUCGCAUACGAGCAUUACUUCGAUGGCCGAUCCUUAUCAAGUUUCAUCACCUGAACGCCGCCUGCACUUGUUAAAUUCCUUCAAGUUCGAGCAUAUGGAUUCCCGCAAAACAUCCAUCAAAAAACAACAGGAAAAGACUUGUCGCUGGAUUCUGAGCCAUCCUUGUUAUGAAGCGUGGCUUGAUCCCGCAAGAUUGGCGCAAAAUCAUGGCUUUUUGUGGAUCAGUGGUAAGCCCGGUGCUGGCAAGUCUACAAUUAUGAAGUUCGUGUUCUCCUGUAUGAAGAGCAAGGCACGUCAUAAGAACGCUCUCACUGCUUCCUUUUUCUUCAACGCUCGAGGUGAUUACCUCGAAAAAUCAAUCUCAGGGAUGUAUCGAUCACUACUGCUUCAAUUGCUUGAAGGGUACCCUGACCUCCAGGUUGUUUUAGACGAUUCCGACCUGGUUCCCCCAGUUCAAAAUGGUUGCCCCUCGUUAAAUAUUCUGAAGGACCUAUUUGCCAAUGCGAUUUGCGCCCUUGGUCAACGCUCAUUUACCUGCUUUGUUGAUGCUCUUGAUGAGUGUGAUGAACAGCAAGUUGUGGAUAUGGUCAGGUACUUUGAAGAUCUCGCUGAGCAAUCUGCAGCAAAAGGGGUCCUAUUCCGAACCUGCUUUUCGAGUCGACACUAUCCCUUUAUCACUAUUCAACGAGGUAUUCGGCUUACACUUGAGGAUCAGUUAGGUCAUGCGGAAGACUUGGCAACCUACGUCGCGGACCGUCUGAUAGUCGAAGAUCCCACGCUUGCAGAAGAGCUGCGACCACAAGUUCUCGGUAAAGCUGCAGGUGUCUUCAUGUGGGUCGUCUUAGUUGUUGACAUUCUCAAUAAGGAGUAUCGACGGGGCGGAAUGGCUCUAGGAAUGAGACUCGCAGAAAUACCCAGUGAUCUGAGCGAACUGUUCAAAGAUAUCUUGAGACGCGACAAUGAAGAUAUGGAGGCCCUUCUGCUUUGCAUUCUCUGGAUUCUGUACGCAAAGGACCCUUUGCGGCCGCAGGAGUUCUAUCAUGCUCUUUGGUCUGGCUUAUCUCCGAAGGGUUUAGUCGAUGCCCGAAUUCCAGAUGCCUCCGUCCAAGAUGCCUCCGUCCAAGAUACUAGUGCUGGUAUCAACAAAUUUAGCAAAUAUGUCAUUAGCUCCUCAAAAGGACUUGCCGAGACAACGCAAUCUAGUCAUCCCAGAGUUCAAUUUAUCCAUGAAUCUGUUCGAGAUUUUCUCGUGAAGGAUAGGGGUCUAUAUGAAUUGUGGCCUGAGCUCAGAUUUAACUCCGAGAGCCUCAGCCAUGAGAAGCUUAAACAAUGCUGCAGCUUCUAUAUGAAAAAUAAUCUGAUCAGCACAUCUGUUAGCAGGCUUCUGUCUAAGUCUGACACUAACGGCCGGAAGGAAAUCUCAAACGAAUACCCUUUCUUGGAAUAUGCCAGUCAGAAUAUCCUCUACCAUGCCAACGCUGCAGCGAAAUCGGUUCCUCAAGACAGAUUCCUGUCUUUAUUUCCUGUCUCUGACUGGACCAAUGCCAACAAUCUUUUUGAAAAGUUCAAGAAUCGCAAAUAUACCCCGAGCGCGAGUCUACUUUACAUUUUAGCAGAUAAAGGAUUCUCCAAUCUCAUUCGGUCGAGGCUCAAAGAGGAUCCGCAAAUCCAUAUUUUUGGGGAGAGAUACAGAUACCCACUAUUUGCCGCUUUGGCUAAUGGGAACAAAGAUGCUGUUGCUGCUCUUUUGGGCUUAUCUUCUUGGAUUUACAACGGAAUCGAUAUUACAGAGGGCCUUGGCCAGAGGAAAGACUUAAAAGCAUAUGAAAAUCGAACACCGCUGACCUGGGCUUCGCAGAGCGGUCGCGCAGGGAUUGCCAGGCUACUUUUGCAGGCAAGAACAGCCGUUGAUGACAUGGAUAGAGGGGGGCGAACACCAGUUUCACGGGCCUCAGAAGGUGGCUUUGAGACAGUUGUAAACCUUCUGAUCGACCAGGGGGCUGAUGUCAAUACCAGGGAUAAAGAUGGAAGGACACCGCUUCAAGUGGCCUCGUCGAAUGGCCAUAAGGCAGUGGCGAGGCUUCUCAUCGAGAAAGGAGCCGAUGUUAAUACGAGCAAUCAAUGGGGAUGGACACCGCUUCACGGGGCCUCGUCGAAUGGCCAUAAGGCAGUGGCGAGGCUUCUCAUCGAGAAAGGAGCCGACGUUAAUACGAGCAAUCAAUGGGGAUGGACACCGCUUCACGGGGCCUCGUCGAAUGGCCAUAAGGCAGUGGCGAGGCUUCUCAUCGAGAAAGGAGCCGACGUCAAUACCAGGGAUAAAGAUGGAAGGACACCGCUUCACGAGGCCUUAUCGAAUGGCCAUGAGGCAGUGGCGAGGCUUCUCAUCGAGAAAGGAGCCGACGUCAAUACGAGCGAUCAACAUGGAAGGUCACCGCUUCACGUGGCCUCAUCGAAUGGCCAUGAGGCAGUGGCGAUGCUUCUCAUCGAGAAAGGAGCCGACAUUAAUACGAGCAAUCAAUGGGGAUGGACACCGCUUCACGGGGCCUCGUCGAAUGGCCAUAAGGCAGUGGCGAGGCUUCUCAUCGAGAAGGGAGCUCAAGCGGAGCGGGCAAACUAA
This is a messenger RNA of Penicillium macrosclerotiorum, 3633 nucleotides long. RefSeq lists its product as uncharacterized. Gene Ontology annotation, molecular function: protein binding; catalytic activity. The coding region runs from base 1 to 3633 and encodes 1210 amino acids. Gene Ontology annotation, biological process: nucleoside metabolic process. The transcript is spliced from 2 exons. The record is from RefSeq and is a predicted model, not a curated record. NCBI's taxonomy places the organism in Eukaryota, Fungi, Ascomycota, Eurotiomycetes, Eurotiales, Aspergillaceae.